AUGGCAAUUAGUAAACUGUGCCAAAAGUUUGACAAUUCCAGAAAGGGGUUUCCCGAUAAAUUGAAUGGUUCUGGAGAAUAUGAUUUUAAAGGUGGACUGCUCAAGAAAUACUGUCCUAAUAACCAAUGUGAAAGUGAUACCGAUAAAAUUAAUGCUGGAUGUUUAGGAUUAUUUAUUGAUAUGUUCGGUACACAUGGUUCUUCAUUUAGUCUUCGUACUUAUAAGGAUGAAGCUGCAUGCAUUCUGAUAUGGUUAGGUUAUAUAUUAACCCUAAAACCACAUAACGAAAUCACAAGUUUAAUGGAUUUUUAUUCUAAUUAUAUGCAAAAUUAUGAGAAGUACACUGAGCAUAUAAUUGCGAAUCAAAUAUAUAAAAAUUAUAAGGAAAUCAUAGAUGCAAUAAAGGAAUAUAUGAAUAUUGAUAUUAGUAAUAUGGCUAAAUUUUAUGAAUUACUUAAAUUAUUAUGUGAUAUGAAUAGUACUUAUACGAAAGAUAAAAGUACAGAGUGUUUACAACAUGCUAAUAAAUUUGUUGAUGAAUAUAGAAUGCUCCUUAAUGAUGAUAAAAAUAUUGACAACAGUACAUACAGUAAAGUAUUACGUGUUGUGUCCAAUUAUUAUAAUAAUUUUGAAAAAGGCAGAGAUUUUAGUAAAAUAGAAAUAACAUUUCCUACAUUACCAACGAAAAAAACAACCCCCAAAGUUGAAGUGGAAGGUUCUGAUCGAACUAAAAAAGUUGAAUCCUUGAGUGGAACCGGUAAAUCAGAUAAUACAAUGACAACUCUGAGUUCUAACACCACAUUAUCAAGUUCAUCAAUAUUAAAUAAAAUAAUUCCAGUUUUAUCGAUAUUUGGUGCAAUAGCAGUUUUUUUGGGAAUUUCUUAUAAGUAUUCGUUAUUUGGAUUUCGGAAGCGAUCUCAAAAACAUUUAAGAGAAAAACUAAAAAAAUAA
This is a messenger RNA of Plasmodium yoelii, 951 nucleotides long. Its product is annotated as PIR protein. The record is from RefSeq and is a predicted model, not a curated record. The transcript has 3 exons. Lineage: Eukaryota; Apicomplexa; Aconoidasida; Haemosporida; Plasmodiidae. Bases 1 to 951 code for a protein of 316 amino acids.